Molecule: messenger RNA, 294 nt
Organism: Spirodela intermedia
Lineage: Eukaryota; Viridiplantae; Streptophyta; Magnoliopsida; Alismatales; Araceae
Source: the annotation of a GenBank genome assembly
AUGGUUUGGGUGCCGGGGCUGCUGAAGAGGAGACUCUGUCGGUACGGGAAUGGCGCCCGCAUCUUCGACGAGAGCGCCUUCGCGGGGCAGAAUAACGAAGUGCCGGCCACCCCAAGCGACCGAGCCCACGGCGGCGCUUCGGCGCUCCUCGCGGUCGUCUUGGCACCGCUCUCGCUGCUCGCUUGCUUCUCUCGGCACCCCGUCGACGGCACCAUGGAGCGGGGCGAGUUCUCGAGGGUCGAGAUUGAUCAUCUCAGGGUGAAUGACGGCAUGCGGUACGCAAUUUACGUGUAG